AACCAAAAACAGGUACAUGCUCAGACGGACAAGAGAUGAUCCCUUCAAGUGAGAAGACAAAAACGAGUAUUCAAGCACUGCUCGAUCCCUUUCUAUUCGAUAUUGAUUAUCAUCUAUAAAUAAAUUUCUAAGCUGUUUAUUAUUACAUCCAUUAUUAGGGACAAAACUAACGAGAAAAAUAAUAUGCUUUGUAUCAAAUCAGUGGCAAUCCUUCUCCUUCCAACUUUCCUCCUCAUUUCUUCAACCUUCUUUUCUGGUGGAGCUUCUCAAAUUCACCUCCAGCCACUACCACUCCACGUUCGAGACUUGCAUUUUUCUACAGGAAGUGUUGAGAAGAGUGAGUUAAACUUGGUUUCAUGGGAAAGGGGGAGGAGGUCUGUUCUUGCAGAAAACAAUUCUAUGAUAUUAGCUGCAAAGCGAACGCAUAGGAGAGAUCCUUUGGACAAUUUUAAGUACUACAAAGGUGGAUGGAAUAUCAGAGAAGAGCAUUAUUUCUAUUCUGUUGCCUAUACUGCUGCUCCUCUGUUUUUAAUUGCUGUAAUAUGGUUUCUGGGAUUCGCUGUGACCUUAUUGGUCCUCUGUAUUCGUCGCUGCUGCUGUCAACUGAAGAAUUAUGGCUAUUCUCGAACUGCCUAUGCACUUUCUCUUAUCUUUCUCAUAUUCUUCACUGUUGCUGCAAUUAUUGGAUGCAUUGUCCUUUACACUGGACAGGAAAAGUUUCACAGCAGUUCAACAAGUACCCUAAAAUAUGUUGUGAAUCAAGCAGAAAAUACUGUUGAGAAUCUCACUAUUGUAUCAGAGUAUCUAUCUGCUGCGAAGGGAGUUGGAGUAGAUCAAUUUUAUCUGCCUCCUAGCUCCCAGAAGAGCAUCAGCAAAGUUGGCAGCUUGAUAAAUGCUUCAGCUACUAUUCUUCAGCAGAACACUGAUGAAAAUUCAGAUACAAUACAGAAAGCUCUUGAUACUGUACGGGUGAUUCUAAUCAUAGUUGCUGCUGUAAUGCUCGUUUUUGCUUUUCUAGGUUUCUUGCUAUCAAUUUUUGGCAUGCAAUCUUGCGUCUACAUACUGGCUAUUACGGGAUGGAUCCUUGCAACAAUUGCUUUGAUUUUGUGCUGCUUGUUUCUCAUUCUUCAUAAUGUAGUUGGAGAUACAUGUGUUGCCAUGGACGAAUGGGUCCAACACCCCACAGCACAUACAGCUUUGGAUGAUAUUCUCCCCUGUGUAGACAAAGCAACUGCCCAGCAAACAUUGUCAGAAAGCAAAAAAGUCACCUUCCAGCUAGUUGGUGUUGUUAACACAUUCAUCACCAAUGUCUCCAAUAAAGACCCACCAAAAAACCUGCCUCCCAACUUACCACCAGAGACUAAACGUUUGUAUUACAAUCAAUCCGGUCCUGCAGUGCCUCUCCUUUGUAAUCAAUUCAAUUCUGAUAUGACAGAUCGGAAAUGCGUUGCUGGUGAAGUUUACUUCACCAAUGCAUCGCAGGAAUGGAGCAAGUACGUCUGCCAAGUCUCAGAAAAUGGUACUUGUACCACAACAGGCCGUCUGACACCUGAAUUUUACAAUCAGAUAAUGUUUACUGUAAAUGUGAGCUAUGCACUGCAUAUCUACAGUCCCUUCCUUGUUGAGCUAGUAGAUUGUACUUUUGUUCGCAAAACCUUCAGUGGUAUCAUUGAGCAACAUUGUCCAGGCCUGAAUCGUUAUAGUGAUUGGAUCUUUAUUGGGUUUGUCAUGGUUUCGGUUGCAGUAAUGUUUUCUUUGAUCUUUUGGGUGUUGCAUGCAAGAGAGAGGCGUCACCGGGUAUAUUGCAAGCAGUUUAUAAAUCUAUCUGCGCGGGAGUCUAUAGCAGAAGAAAGUGGUGUGCAAUGAGUUUCCUGAGUUUGAUUCUGCAGAUUAUUGGGGGCCUUGUUUGGUUAAAGUUACAAGUGACUCAGUUCUGGAAAUAAAGAAAAAAUGAUAUUUUUACUUCUGAACACUUGCUCCUGACUAAACAAGUUAAUUUUUCGCUCUUUC
Molecule: messenger RNA, 2010 nt
Organism: Hevea brasiliensis (rubber tree)
Lineage: Eukaryota; Viridiplantae; Streptophyta; Magnoliopsida; Malpighiales; Euphorbiaceae
Exons: 9
Coding region: 184-1866 (560 amino acids)
Cellular component (GO): plasma membrane; plasmodesma
Source: RefSeq, a predicted model, not a curated record